Arachis stenosperma is the source of this 1939-nucleotide messenger RNA. Its product is annotated as coatomer subunit delta-like. Bases 154 to 1728 code for a protein of 524 amino acids. NCBI's taxonomy places the organism in Eukaryota, Viridiplantae, Streptophyta, Magnoliopsida, Fabales, Fabaceae. Gene Ontology annotation, biological process: endoplasmic reticulum to Golgi vesicle-mediated transport; Golgi localization; retrograde vesicle-mediated transport, Golgi to endoplasmic reticulum. The transcript has 12 exons. Gene Ontology annotation, cellular component: cytosol; COPI vesicle coat. The record is from RefSeq and is a predicted model, not a curated record.
AGUUAUUGUAUCUCAACUCAGUGUAUGAUUUUUCCUACUUUAAUUUAAUUGCGUGUUUCAAGUCCCAGAUCCGCAUUUUUCCAAUUUUCAGAUUGUGUUUUUGGGCUUUCAAUUCAAGGCAAGAAGCACAUUCCUCAUCCUAAAGAUUAAAAGAUGGUUGUCCUUGCUGCAUCCAUAUUGCACAAAUCUGGUAAAGUUUUGGUUUCUAGACAGUUUGUGGAUAUGACUCGCAUGAGAAUUGAGGGUCUUCUAGCAGCAUUUCCCAAGUUGAUAGGAACUGGAAAACAGCACACGUAUGUUGAGACUGAGAAUGUGCGUUAUGUUUACCAGCCAAUGGAGGCACUGUACCUGCUUCUUAUAACAAACAAGCAGAGCAACAUAUUGGAAGAUUUGGAUACUCUAAGAAUUUUGUCGAAACUUGUACCUGAAUAUUCUGACUACUUUGAAGAAAGUAUUUGCAAAUGUGCAUUUGACCUGAUUUUUGCAUUUGACGAAGUAAUCUCUCUUGGGCACAAGGAAAAUGUGACUGUUGCACAAGUUAAGCAAUACUGUGAGAUGGAGAGUCAUGAAGAGAAGCUGCACAGACAGAUGAGGGAGGACAAGAUUAGAGAAGCAAAGGAUGAAAUGAAAAGGAAAGCUAGUGAGAUUGAUAAAAACAAGAUUAUAAAGAACAGAGGUGAUAAUUAUAAAGGAGGGUUUGGCCCAUUACAGUCAAUGGGCUCGGGAAUAUUUGAGAAUAGCUUUAAUGAUACAAGCAUCUCCAGCAGUGGAACUGGUUCCAGAUUGAGUUCUGAUGUUGAUUCCUUUUCUACCAAGUCUAAAGCCCGCCCAACUUCAGCUGCCACUGCUCCACCAAAGGGUCUUGGAAUGACGCUAGGUAAAUCUAAAAGGACAAACCAGUUUUUGGAAUCACUGAAAGCAGAAGGUGAGGUCAUUGUGGAAGAUGUUCGGCCAACGCUUGGCAAGUCUCAGGCAGCUGCUCCACCACCUACUGAUCCCAUCACUCUAACGGUUGAGGAGAAACUAAAUGUCACACUUAAAAGAGACGGUGGAGUAAGUAACUUUGAUGUUCAAGGUUCAUUGUGUCUUCAGAUUCUUAACCAAGAAGAUGGACAUGUUCAAGUUCAGGUUCAAACUGGUGAAAAUCAAGGUGUUUCAUUCAAGACACACCCCAACAUGAACAAAGAAUUAUUUGCCAAUGAAAAUAUACUUGGCUUAAGGGACGCCAAUAGGCCUUUCCCUACUGGUCAAUCUGGCGAUGCUGGUAUUGGCCUUCUUAAGUGGAGAAUGCAAAGCACUGAUGAGAAAAUGGUGCCACUCAUAAUAAACUGCUGGCCCUCCUCUUCAGGAAAUCAAACUUAUGUCAACAUAGAGUAUGAAGCUUCAUCAAUGUUUGAUCUGCAGAAUGUUGUGAUCUCAGUACCUCUUCCUGCUCUUCGAGAAGCACCAUCUGUUAAUCAGAUUGAUGGAGAAUGGAGGUAUGACCCAAGGAAUUCCAUUUUGGAAUGGUCUGUUAUUCUGAUUGAUAAUUCAAACCGCAGUGGAUCGUUGGAGUUUGUUGUUCCACAAGCAGAUUCGUCAUCUUUCUUUCCCAUAGCAGUCCGUUUUAUGGCCACUAACACAUUCAGUAACCUGAUGGUUACCAAUAUCAUACCAGUAAAGGGUGGUAACCCCCCCAAAUUUUCUCAGAGAACGCAAUUGAUCACAGAAAACUACCAAGUUGUGUGAUUGAUUUUUUAGUUCAGUCUACUCAAUAACAGUUUUCUUUUACAAUAGAUGAUUCAUGAUUCAUACUUAGGUUUUCACUUGCCAAGAGAAAGCACAAAGUAGGAUUUAUUGCAAGUAAUGAGAAACUUAGAAUGUCUCUUUUGUAUGUAGAGGCAAAUAAUUAUUCUUAUAGCUUAUAAUUCAAGAUUCAUCUUAUAUGCCCAAAUGUCUC